AGCCGAUAAAAAAGUCACUGCCGCAAGUUUUACCAGUAGUUGCAGAUUUACCUUCACUUCAAUCUGUCAGGAUUUUUCCGGUUUUAAGCUCGUUGACCCCAAGCUCAUCAGCGGCUGACGAUGUAAACCUUAAUAGACCAGUCAUGGCUGCUGCAGAUGAGAUAAAUGAAGCUACAUCAGUCACAGAAGAAGAGAUUCAUCCCCUGAAGACUUUAGAAGAACUUCUCAAAUGGCAGGAACCAAAGAGCUGUGUUGAAGAGAUACAGCAUGUUACACAAUUAUGUUCUUCCACUUGUUCAAACUCAUCAGCUCAUCCUCUCACUCUUGUGUGCCAUGACAUGAAAGGAGGCUACUUAGAUGAUAGGUUCUACAAGGGAUGCAAGAACAAGGAUGCAUAUAGGUUCUACAGUUGGUCUGGUGUUAAUGCAUUUACAUACUUUAGCCACUCUCUAGUGACUAUACCCCCUCCAGGUUGGAUUCAUGCUGCACACGUACAUGGGGUUAAAGUUCUAGGAACAUUCAUCACAGAGUGGGAUGCAGGUGCUGAAAUUUGCAAUAAAAUAUUGGCUGACAAGUCAUCAGUUCAGAAUGUAGUACUGCAGUUGACCAGAAUAGCCAAGUACCAUGGGUUUGAAGGAUGGCUUCUUAAUAUUGAAAACAAAAUAAACCCUGAACAGAUUGGCAGAUUAACUGACUUUGUUGAAAGACUGACGUCCUCUAUGAAGGAAGUUUGUCCUAAUGCGCUGGUCCUGUGGUAUGAUAGUGUCACUAGAGAAGGAGAACUGAAAUGGCAGAAUGAGCUGAAUGAAAUGAACAGGUGUGUUUACUCAUGAAUAAAGUACAGGAGAUAGAAUAUUGGUAAUU
Messenger RNA from Penaeus monodon (black tiger shrimp), 864 nucleotides. Its product is annotated as cytosolic endo-beta-N-acetylglucosaminidase 2-like. Gene Ontology annotation, biological process: protein deglycosylation. The transcript is spliced from 5 exons. Gene Ontology annotation, molecular function: mannosyl-glycoprotein endo-beta-N-acetylglucosaminidase activity. Bases 144 to 833 code for a protein of 229 amino acids. The record is from RefSeq and is a predicted model, not a curated record. NCBI's taxonomy places the organism in Eukaryota, Metazoa, Arthropoda, Malacostraca, Decapoda, Penaeidae. Gene Ontology annotation, cellular component: cytoplasm.